AUGGCAAGCAACAGCUACAACAACGAUGACGAGUACCGCAAGGCUCAUGGACUGCUGAAUAAGAGCUGGGUCCCCGGUCCAGUUCUUGGUGCUGGAGCCUAUGGAGCGCCACAAAUCUGGCUGAAACAGGACGAGAGCGGACGGAUCAUUGACCGUGUUGCGAUGAAGGACACAGAGUCGCCGCACUACCAGGACGUGGGCAGGAGCUAUAAAAUACCUAAUGAGGUUUUUGCACCUCUCAAAUUACAACAUCUGCCGGGCGGAAACAAUGUGGUGAUGGUACGAAGCUGGCGUCAGGACGAAAGGAUUCGAAAGGUCAGAAUAUACACAGAGUACUGUCCACAGGGCACUCUGAGCAGUUUGAUCAAGGACUAUCAACUACGGUACGGAGUAGCUACGACGGUGCAGCAAAUCAAUGAUGCUGAAGUCCCGGAAGCUUUCUGCUGGCACGCGCUUUGGUGCCUGACCCAAGUAGGCCUACUGAUGGAACGGGGAGCCGUACACAAGCGAGACGUCCCCCAAGGAACCUGGCCCCUGAUAGUACAUCGUGACAUCAAGCCUGACAACAUCUUUCUUAGCGGGAACCAAGGUUUCCAGUGGAGAGGCUACCCGACAACGAAGCUAGGAGACUGGGGCUUGUCGGUACUAUACGCGAACGGAGAGUGUAGUGGCCGUGGGCAAGGACUUUUGAGCGAUUACCGCUUCUCGCCGCCAGAGGUACGACAGCCUGCAAUGGGUUAUCUUGAGGGCCUUGGACCACCGCAUCGGUACCCAGCCAGGCUGACGUCUCGGACGAAUGUCUGGGCGGUCGGCUUACAGAUCUGGAGUUUGAUGCAAAUGGAGAACGGAGAUCAUUCGAUGGACGAGGGCAAGCGAGACUGGCAGGAAACGCAAGAUCCAACUCCCUUCCGCGUGGGCGCAGUCAACAAGUAUAGCACUCAACUGAGAGGUCUGGUCAUGGACUGUCUCCGAUACCUGCCCCACGAACGUCCCAGCUUCGAAGAUAUCUACAAUGAAAUCCUCAUGGACACUCUCAGUCCUCGCAAAGCAGAAGUUAAUCGACUGCGAGAAAGCCCACCAGAAGAUCUCGGCUUCCGACUCUUCUACAAAAGAGAAGGGUAUCCGCUACGAAGUAUGCUCUACGACGAAGCUCGCAAUGACCCCAACUUCUACAACCAGAUCGCGCCACCUCCCUCGCCACCUGUCUUAGCACCCACGACCGCAGAGCAAGCAGACAGCGUUGAUGAACUAGAUGGAGGGCUAGAAAGCUUACCAAUGCUGUUCCCUCCCCAAGACGACCCCUCAGAAGAAGAGAAAGCCGAGCGAAAACGUGCAGCCAGAGCCGCAUGGAAGUUGGCGGAGCAGAAGCGGAAGAGAGCAAGAGCUGCAGAGCAAGUGACACACAUCCAGGCCAGGCACAAACUUGACCAGCAAAGGAGGCAAGAGGCACAGCAACAGGGCAAGAGCUCUUCGCUUAUGCCGCCGGCUUGGUCACCACUGACCCCUAAUGACUUUGGCCGACCACCAGCUUCUGGAGCGAAGAGGAAGGCUACUAAUGAAGAUCUAAUGGAGGGGCUGGAGAUGGAGCAGAAGAUGCCCGCGAUGCCGAAGAAGGCGGCGAGGAAUCGGGGACGGCGAAGGGAGCGAAGUGCGGACCCUGGGGCGAGUAAUAGUGCUGCAAGCUGGAGACCGGGGAGAGGGGUGUAG
Molecule: messenger RNA, 1707 nt
Organism: Fulvia fulva
Lineage: Eukaryota; Fungi; Ascomycota; Dothideomycetes; Mycosphaerellales; Mycosphaerellaceae
Exons: 1
Coding region: 1-1707 (568 amino acids)
Biological process (GO): protein phosphorylation; chromosome segregation
Cellular component (GO): nucleus; cytoplasm; centrosome
Molecular function (GO): ATP binding; protein kinase activity
Source: RefSeq, a predicted model, not a curated record